Messenger RNA from Anopheles marshallii, 1872 nucleotides. RefSeq lists its product as uncharacterized. Gene Ontology annotation, molecular function: chitin binding. The transcript has 4 exons. Bases 1 to 1872 code for a protein of 623 amino acids. Lineage: Eukaryota; Metazoa; Arthropoda; Insecta; Diptera; Culicidae. Gene Ontology annotation, cellular component: extracellular region. The record is from RefSeq and is a predicted model, not a curated record.
AUGUGGAGUUCCGGGCGGAGUGGCGCACGGAGGAAUGGAAAUUUAUGCAAACUCAUAACGACCGCCGCUGCGCUGGCAAUGACCGUCCUUGCCAGAGCUGGAACCUUAGCCCAAGAAGUGUUGUGUACGUACAGCGACGAGUUCUUCUAUUCGCUACCGGGAUCACGCUGUGGUGCAUACUACCGAUGCUACCAGAACCAACCGAUCUAUUACAGCUGCACCGAUGGCGCAAUGUUUGACUUUUACCAGCAGAGAUGUAUCCGAACCAAAGGAACUUGCUACGAAGCUAUCUGUGUUGGCAAAACGAACGGAUUGUACGCAGACACGUCCCAGGGUUGUCACCGAUCGUUCCGAUGUCGGGGAGGGAAGAUUACUACCAUCGAAAACUGUCCGCAAGGAUUGAUGUUUAAUGGGAAGGUUUGUGACACCGAGGAGCACGUGAUCUGCGAAAGUCCGGAAGCGACGGCAGCAAGCAUCCGGUACGAAACCGAUCCCCGCUGCUAUGGACUUCCCGAUGGGAAACACGUGCUACCGGGGGAUGGGUUGGAUUGCACCAAGUAUUUGCUCUGUGCGAACGAUCAGGUGCUGGAUGUAUUGGAGUGUCCAUCGGGAUAUCGGUUUGACGAACGAAGCAAACGUUGUAGACUCGCCACCCAAGGGACGAGCUGUCGUACAUCCGAUCAGUUUCAUGACUGGAAGAUGGCCGACGAAAAUGGUUGUAGCUUUCUUCCAGAUGGUCUUCAUCUUGCGGUAACGUCCUACGAUUGUCGGACGUACGUGAAGUGUCAGGGUCGUCGAAUGAUUAGCCGCCAGGACUGUCCAUCGAUGACGGUAUUCGACGGAAAGCAGUGUGUUCCAACGUUUCUCCAUCAUUGUCCGCGGAUGGAUAUACCGGGCGAUAUCUGCCAGCAUCGGAACGACGGAUAUCAUGUGGAUCCUCGUAAGGGCUGUGCGUAUUAUGUCCGCUGUCAAGCACAACGCACCGUAGAACAGCAUUCCUGUCCGAAUGGAUUUCAUUACGAUGCGCUGGAGAAUACGUGCCGUGAGGCAGUGCUGGACACAACUUGCCAUCAGAUCCCCUUCUCAACGGAUUGUGUACAGCGGGCGUCUGGGUUUUACCAGGACUUUACCGCCAUGGACGAUGUAUCGUUAAGUCCUUGCCGUACAUACUUCCACUGCCAUAAUGGCGCUAAGACGAGCUUUCAUUGCGAUGAAGGUCACGUGUUUGAUGGAGAAAACUGUGUCCCGCAGGAUAGCUACCAAUGCCCGGUGGAGGACGUAAACUCCUGCCAGGGAAAACCUAACGGGUAUUACAAGGAUACACGCACCGGUUGCCGUUCGUACCAUCUCUGCACAAACGGCAACAAAAUAUCGUACCUGUGCGAACCGGGCCAAAUCUUUAUCGAUGGUAAAUGCAUCCAACGGGUACAACGCACGCACGAGUCGCUCUGUGCCACGGACACGCCUUGUGCGGAACGACCAGACGGGUACUACCAGGACCGGGAUACCCAGUGUCGCCAGUAUUACUUCUGUCAGCGCGGUGAAAAGCUCCAGACACUUACCUGCCGGGGAAGCAAACUCUUCGAUGGGCGUACGUGCGUCCAGCCGGAUAGCUACACCUGCCCGACCGGGGCCGACGAUGUUGAUGCGGCUGCCAGCGAGAACUGUAUCGUGCGCCACUGUGAACCGGCCUGCACGAAGGGUGGCUUCUUUGCCGAUUAUGAUAGCGGGUGCGAACGGUACCAUUUCUGCAUCGACGGCAAACAGAGCACACUGUCCUGCUCCGGGAAUUAUGUGUUCAACGGAGAGCUGUGUGUGCCGAAAGCGUCCUAUUACUGUCCGCGUUACUGUACGCCACCUGAGUCGUGCUAG